AUGAAAAUUAAGAGAAUCCCAUCAUGCAAACAACCAAAAAACGUGGCAUCUGACAGCCACAACCACACCUCAACAGCAAAUCCGGCUAUCGCUUCGUUCACAUCGAAAUAUGUUGGAGCACUGUGCUUUGAUUUUAACCCAUUUGAUAGAGAUGUCUACUUGAUAGGAACAGAUGCAGGCCAAGUGCACAAGUGUUCGUGCACGUAUAACGACCACGUCCUGCAAACCUACAGCAACGCUCACAAGGGACCAGUUUAUGACGUACGUUGGUCUCCCCUUCACCAAGAGCUUUUUCUAACCGGUUCUGCAGAUUGGACGGUCAAAUUGUGGCUCCAAAAUCACGUCGUCCCACUUGCUUCUUUCACAUCUUCAUCGACUCCGAUUCACGGCUUGGCCUGGCAUCCAACACUGUUCUCUGUAUUUUGUUGCGUAGACGACGACUUUUUAAUGAUUUGGGAUUUCAGCAAGCAAUCGUUAGAUCCUAUAGUAAAGCAAUUCUUAAAUUCAAAAAGCGUUUUAGGGCACGUUAGUAACAAGCUCACUUGUGUAAUUUUUGCACUCAAUGCUGACUGCCUGAUUGUCGGCAGAGAGGGAGGACAACUGAAUGUCUUCAAAAUAAAUUCAACAUUAAGCGAAGAUGCAUUGUCUGGAGAUUAUGCUGGAGAAAACACUUACAUUGAAAUGAACGUCGAAAAGAAAAUGCAACUUGAUAAAAAUUUCGUGAAAGAAGCUCUCAAAACACUUUUCCCUCUGACCUUUUGUAACUGAAACAUACAAAUAAAAAGUUUUUUGUCAUUGUGUUAGUUUGCGUCCUACGAACUGAAGUGCUUGUGGAGAAGAACAUUCUUUUCGAAUCGAUAACAUUAAUGUCAAUAAAUUUUUCGGAUAAUUGUUAAAGAAUGUUAUUUGGUCUAUAGAAAAUUUCAUAUAUAGGAAAUUUCGGGGGGCCGUAAUAAUUUUAUAAUCGUUAAUAUUUCCGCCAUCUUGUUUAUUUAAAU
Molecule: messenger RNA, 998 nt
Organism: Helobdella robusta
Lineage: Eukaryota; Metazoa; Annelida; Clitellata; Rhynchobdellida; Glossiphoniidae
Exons: 8
Coding region: 1-768 (255 amino acids)
Biological process (GO): cilium movement
Cellular component (GO): axonemal dynein complex
Molecular function (GO): dynein light chain binding; dynein heavy chain binding
Source: RefSeq, a predicted model, not a curated record